AGAGAAUCAGCAAGCUUGCAAGGUACACCGGGUUGAUAUUUCACCACUUUUAUUUUGCUGUUGACAGAGGAAUUUUUCCUCGGGAAAUUGUGAUAAAAUCCUGGUAAACAGCAAAAAGUAGUCAUCCCCUUCACUAGAAUCCCUUCCCAAGAAUCAUGGUGAUCAAGUUAUUGAUAAAAUCCGGACUGUUUUAUGGUGCAGUCAAGUACAGCAUCAAUCAGGGAGUCUGGGGAUCUAGUGUAAGAACAACACAGCUAUACAAUGACAUAGGCGAGGGCCUGAGUCCUCAUUGGACGGAAGUAAAAAAUAAAAUCCCGCUGGAACUUCCUCUGCUUCCAUCAACUGGUGAGGCAUGCUUCGUGGCCAAGUAUUACUACAACCAGGGCGUCAAGGGGACCUUCAACUUCCUUCACCGACUGCCCUGUCACAUUGGUCAGUUGGCCAAGAAAGCCAAGGACGCUGUUGGAAGUGCCUUCUCAUCUUUUGAGGAAGCCCCAGCCCCUGCUGCAGCUCCAGUCAAGGACAAGUAGUAUCAAUUCUCACGAUGUUAGGCGCAAUAAAUCCCUUAAACGAAUCAA
Molecule: messenger RNA, 578 nt
Organism: Phlebotomus papatasi
Lineage: Eukaryota; Metazoa; Arthropoda; Insecta; Diptera; Psychodidae
Gene: QIL1
Product: MICOS complex subunit MIC13 homolog QIL1
Exons: 2
Coding region: 156-530 (124 amino acids)
Biological process (GO): cristae formation
Cellular component (GO): MICOS complex; mitochondrial crista junction
Source: RefSeq, a predicted model, not a curated record